Messenger RNA from Kickxella alabastrina, 532 nucleotides. RefSeq lists its product as uncharacterized. NCBI's taxonomy places the organism in Eukaryota, Fungi, Kickxellomycota, Kickxellomycetes, Kickxellales, Kickxellaceae. The transcript has 2 exons. Bases 65 to 415 code for a protein of 116 amino acids. The record is from RefSeq and is a predicted model, not a curated record.
UUCUUUCUCAUGUUUGCUAUGUCGUACAUGUGCUUGAUCAUUUCAAUAACGAAAAAGCCCAAAUAUGGAUAUGGUGCGGAUUACCUGGCAAAAAGAAGAAAAAAAACAAAAAUAUUUGCCUUUUUUAAAAUUACCUGUUUCUUUGCUUUUUUUCUAUUUUUUUGAUCUGCAAGCACACAUACAACACAUGAAGAGACUGAUGAAGAAGAAGAAAAAAAGUAGUCUUGUUUUUGUUUUCAACCAUUUCCGUCCUGUGUAUGUGUUUCUUUUUUUCUUCUCUUUGUAUUUUUUCCCAUUCUUGUCAACUCCCUACUUUUUUCCUUCCUUUUUUUUCCUUUUUCUUUUUUGGGUUAAACAGAAAAAACAUAGUCAUAAUCUCUUCUUUUUUCUUUCUCUUUCACUUUUUUAUUUGUAAUUUUUCUUAUAGAAUCUCGCUGCUGCUUGCUACUACUGCUACUUUAGUCAAACAAAGAGCUGCUGGAACAGCCUUUUUGUUUAUUGUUUUUUCUUCUUCUCUCUCUGCCCUACUCUA